GGUAUCAAAUUAUCGUGUCAGUCUUCGUUCUUAAUGAAAACAAAAUUUUGUUCUCUUACAACUUUCGCAUUCCUGUGGGGACCCAUGUUGCGAAGCGAAGCAAAUGCAAAACGGCUAUAAGUGCGUCACUUCCGCUAAUCAUAUGGGCCAAACUUCCGGAAACAAAAAACUAACGAAAUGUACUUACAUGGCCACUUCUUGGAGCACAAGCAGUGAUGAAAGUAACGGUGCUCCAACUGAUUUUAAUGUUUCGUCUUCUCUCGAGUCUAGCAACGGACGAAGUAGCGUUGUAACGGAACGUUGUCCGGUCUGUGCGCAGUAUCGCAGAGUAUACUUCUGCCCAGAAUGCAUACAAAAGGGUGAUUUCACGCACAGCAAGGCUAAGUACCUCGAAAGAUUCGCGGAGAAGAAAUUGCGAUACAUACAACUUGAAAGACAGAAGACUGAACUAGCAAAAAGCAUCGAACAAAGGAUAAGUGGUACACUGAAAAAGAGCGCAAGGUUACAAGAAAUCAAGGAUGGCACAGAGCACUUGGAACUCUUGGGUUGUGCUCUCAGAGAAGCAAAGAUGCAAAAGGCUAGAGCUCAGGAACAGUUGGAUGAUCUGCGCACGGAAUGCCACGAAAAACGAACGUUUCUGGAAAGAUUUGUCGCCCGUCAAGAGAAGAGGCGACUGCAGGUAGAGAAGUUGAAGAAUUGCGCGGCAGACAAACGAGUCAGUCUGAAUGAGCGCAAGCAGAGGCUCAAGGAGGAAGUGAGGCGCAACCUUAGAGACCUGACGCAAUACAUUUUCCCCAUCAAGGAACAUUCUCCCCAUUCAAGCACAACUGCAAAGACUUACAUGGAACUGCAACAAGAAACAGAAGACCCGCUGUCGAAUGCUCUGCAAGAAGCGCAGCAGACAACGUAUGUUCGGGGUCAUUGGGUUACCCUGGCUGCACCACCCCCUGGGGCCACCUACUCUAUCGUGGAACCACGCCUUCCAGCACAUGGCGACUACUCGCAGUACUGCUCGUGGCUGGUGCAACAGCAGGAGUGUGCUUCGCCUCCGAGCGAUAAUCCUCGCAAUGUGGGUUACACGCUUUCUGCCGGACUAAUGUUCACCACACAGUUGGUGUCUGUGCUGUCCUUCUACCUUGAUGUUGGACUUCCCCACCAUCUGUGCUACAGGGAAUUUGGCAAUGGAGAGCCGAGCGACGAGGCAUUCAAGCACAGGGUGGCCAAGCUAAAUGCGAACGUCAUCCAUCUUUGUGCGUCGCAGGGCGUUGAUCCCCUGCAUCUGAGACCCAGGGCCACACUGCGGAAUCUUCUGUUGUUGCUGGACCCAGAGACUGCAGACCUGGGACGGUUAGAGGCAUUUGAACUGAGUCCAGAACUGACCAUGUCCGUAGAAGAAAACCUGUCGAGAGACCUGACGCUCUCGGGCAAUGACUCCGACAGCAACUCCGACGAUGCAAUCGGAGAGGAUUGGGAGAGCAUUUCGAACUUUGUCACGGGAAGUCCAGAAUUUCCGAGGGCAGCAUUUUCCACGACAACCGUUAUGUCCCGGCAAAUGAGCCAGAACCAGCCACCGCCACCGAGCCUGUUUUCGUCAGCUGCUGCACUAGUGACAAAUUUUUGGCGAACUGGACCAAAAUGAUUUCCUCCAUUUUGGUUCGAGAAGGACCAUUCGACACCUUCCUCAUCACGUUGAGACAUCACACUCCCCAGACAGAAGAAUAGCAGCACAUGGUGCUUUCAUGUGAUAUGUAAAUAAAACAUUUUGUACGCCCCUGC
Ornithodoros turicata is the source of this 1776-nucleotide messenger RNA. It is a transcript of the gene Atg14, whose product is annotated as beclin 1-associated autophagy-related key regulator-like. NCBI's taxonomy places the organism in Eukaryota, Metazoa, Arthropoda, Arachnida, Ixodida, Argasidae. The transcript has 10 exons. Gene Ontology annotation, cellular component: extrinsic component of omegasome membrane; phosphatidylinositol 3-kinase complex, class III; autophagosome. The coding region runs from base 104 to 1639 and encodes 511 amino acids. The record is from RefSeq and is a predicted model, not a curated record. Gene Ontology annotation, biological process: cellular response to starvation; mitophagy; autophagosome assembly.